Messenger RNA from Papilio polytes (common Mormon), 2026 nucleotides. RefSeq names its product inositol polyphosphate multikinase (gene Ipk2). The transcript has 7 exons. The record is from RefSeq and is a predicted model, not a curated record. Bases 218 to 1555 code for a protein of 445 amino acids. Gene Ontology annotation, cellular component: cytoplasm; nucleus. NCBI's taxonomy places the organism in Eukaryota, Metazoa, Arthropoda, Insecta, Lepidoptera, Papilionidae. Gene Ontology annotation, biological process: inositol phosphate biosynthetic process. Gene Ontology annotation, molecular function: inositol-1,4,5-trisphosphate 3-kinase activity; inositol tetrakisphosphate kinase activity.
GAUAAGUAAACGUCGACAAUGAUUUACAUUCGAUUAGAUAAUUCGAGUUUUCGAAGUAAUUUCGCUAACACGCAGUUUUGGAUAGAAUUGUCGAGUGGCAGUUUAGUGUUCAAUACUUAUUACUGUGUGCUAGUGCGGGACAUUUUGGAUACUCAACGUAAUAAGUAAAAAGUAAUAUAAAGUGAUUAUUUACCGUAGUGUGAAGAUCGUUUGCUAAAUGAGUGAUGUGUGUCAACACCAGAAAAAGAGGCAGCCGAUUCGGCGGAUGAGAUCUAUUUAUCAGGUGCACUACGGUCUGCGGCCCCGCGACGACGAGAUGACAGCACGGCCGCUGGUGCUGCCCACGGAGUCCCCGGAGGUGCACAGGUAUGCGCUGCAGGUCGCCGGACACCAGACCACCAAGGAUACCAAGUAUCUAGGUCUUCUACAAUGCAGCAACGGCAGGAUACUAAAGCCGAUAUUAAAAGAAUCUCAGAAACGAGAAGUGGAAUUCUACGAGCGUCUGGCGACCACUAAUGACCCCGAUUUAGCUGAGCUACGUAAGUUCACGCCGCAGUACUACGGGGUGCGCCAGUUCACAUACAAUGGACACGAGCUGGAGUAUAUCAUGUUAGAGGAUCUGACUGAGAGGAUGUUGGAGCCUUGCAUCAUGGAUAUAAAGAUCGGUAAGCGGACAUGGGAUCCGUUUGCGAGCGCGGAGAAGAUCGCGAGCGAGGAGAGCAAGUACCGGCGCUGCAAGCAGGAGUACUGCUUCUGUAUCCCGGGAUACCAGGUGUACCGCCUGGACCGCGGGGACCUGCACAAGUAUGGCAAGGACCACGGCAAGAAGCUGCACGGACAUAUGGUCCUCGCCGCUAUCCGCAACUACCUGAACGCGGGCGGCGUGGGGGGAGGUGUGGGUGGUGUGGGGGUUGUGUCAGAGGGUGGCGGUGGCGGGGCCGCAUGCCGCGCGCUGCUGCUGCAGCAGCUGGCGGCGCUAUGGGCGCUGCAGCGCUGGGCGGCGCGCGCGCGCACGCUGCGCCUCGCCGCCGCCUCGCUGCUGCUGGUGUACGACGCCUCGCGGCUGAGGACUUGCUGCACGCAGAAUCGUUCCUCCUACAAGCCGAUAACGCGUCGCAAGUCCAUCCAUUCCACCGACAGCCCCACCGCGGGCUCCAACUUCAGCGGCCAGUUGGGGGCGCGCGGCCCGCUCUACCGCAAACUCAACUCUGUACCCCUCAGCCCCAUGGCGCUCGCUAGAAACUACUUCACACCCCCACCCCCCAUCACCUCCCCCUGGUCCGAAGCCUUAGAACGACUCAAUCAUAAUCAUUCCUUCGAACAUAAUUAUGAAAAUAAACUGUCAAAAAUUAAAAUGAAUUAUCGUGCUACUUUAGAUCAAUUGUGUAGUGAGAUGCCCUUCCCCAACCCUUGGGGUACAGUCAAAUUAAUAGAUUUCGCUCACGCGUACUUCGAUGAUGAGAAUAAAAUAGAUUACAAUUUCAAAGAAGGUAUCGACAGUUUGGUUCAGAUCUUCGAAAUGUUGCUCCAGGAGACAGAUGAUCAGGUUUUCUGACGGAUUUGUGUUUUAAUAUGAGUAAAAUACAAAACCCCGUAAAUAAAUUAGCGUUUAUACCUGUAAAGGGGUUAACACUGACAUCUAAUAAUGGAUAGUUCGUUGAAAAUGAGAUUUCGCUUCAUUCCGAUAAUUUAAGUGUUAUUAAUUCGAAUUCUCACCACGACCAUCAGAGACCGCAUUCGCUAAAAUGGCGAUAAUUCAAUAGGAACAAAAUACCACGUCUAACCUAUCAAUUUAAUGGACGUCAGUGGUUUUAUGUUAAGACAGAAUUACAUGGUACUUGAAAAUGUUACUAGUUUUUAAAAAUUGAGUUAAUUUGACAUAAUAUAAUUAUGCCAAUUUAUUAUAAUUUAUGUAUAUUUGUUAAUUUAUAAUCUGCCUAAUUUCUUUGUUAACACAAACAGUAUAUUAACAUAUAUAAGAUGAAAUUGUAGUUUUUUUUAAAUAAAAGACAUUUUCGCUUUCGCA